GGGGAGCGCGUGGCCUUAUGGGAAGUGCAGUCCUGAAUGCUGAAGAGCCCGCCCUCCUUUCUCUCAGAGAAGCACGACGUUGUGAAGCACGGAGCGGGACACGGUUAUUAAAAUACCUCCAUAAAACUUUACAUUCUCCGCCAUCCAGGGGUCAGGUCAGCACCAUGUCUGAUGAUGGGGGUGUGGGGGAGGAUGAGUUCCCGGCUCAUUAUAAAGUCAUGCUGGAUAAACUGAACGAACAGAGACAACUGGACCAGUUCACAGACAUCACACUGAUCGUCGAUGGUCAUCAGUUUCGAGCCCAUAAAGCCGUGCUGGCUGCCUGCAGUCAGUUCUUCCAUAAGUUCUUCCAGGACUUCACUCAGGAACCACUGGUGGAGAUUGAGGGAGUCAGUAACAGUGCUUUUUGUCACCUGAUGGAGUUCACCUACACAGCCACACUGGCUCUGAGAGGACAGGAGGAAGUGAUGGACGUGUGGAGAGCAGCUGAAUAUCUGCAGAUGCAGGAAGCCAUUAAAGCUCUAAACAAAAGAGUGAAGAGUGAAGAGAGGAACGGCUCGCUGAAGUCCGAGCCUCGGCCCCUCCCCGAUAAAACCAAAGCUAAGAAGAGAAAAAUCGCAGAGACGUCGAACGUGAUCACGGAAACCCUGCCGUCGGUGGAGGCGGAGUCAGAGCCGGUGGAGAUCGAGGUGGAGGUCGGGGAUGAAGCCGUCGUGCAGGAGUGCGUGAUGGAGGAGGAGGUGCUGGAUGGAGGCAGGGAAACGGACGACUCCGCCCUCGCGCUGCUCGCCGACAUCACCAGUAAAUAUCAGCAGGGAGCGCAGAACGUGAAGAAGGUGGGCGGGGAGGCGGGGGAUCUGCAGGAGGAGGCGGUGAUGGCCACCAAGACCCUGGAGGGGAUUGAAGUGGUGGAGGUGCAGAUCUCCGAUAACAUGUUCCGCUGCGAUAAGUGUGACCGCUGCUUUAAACUCUUCUACCACCUGAAGCAGCACAUGAAGACCCAUACAUCCAGCUUGGAGAAACCGUUCGUGUGUAAACACUGCGGGAAGACGUACGCUCGCGAAGGUGCUCUCAAACAGCACGUCAACACGUGCCACUACGACGCGGAGGAGCUGAGCAAGAAGCUGAAGAAGAAAGUGCACAUGUGUGUCUACUGCAGUAAGGAGUUCGACCACUUCGGUCACUUCAAAGAGCACUUACGGAAACACACGGGUGAGAAACCUUUCGAAUGUCCAGAUUGCCACGAGCGGUUUGCCAGGAACAGCACGCUGAAGUGCCACAUGUCGGCCUGCCAGAACGGAGCCGGAGCCAAGAAAGGCCGGAAAAAACUCUAUGAGUGUCAGGUGUGUGACGAGGUCUUCAACAGCUGGGACCAGUUUAAAGAUCAUCUGGUCAUCCACACAGGGGACAAACCCAAUCACUGCACGCUGUGUGAUCAGUGGUUCACUCACGCCAGAGAGCUGACCGCUCACCUGCAGCAGCAGCACGCGGUACAGCAGGAGGAUACAGCCUCGGGGGAGGAACGGGUGGAGCUGGAGGACGGAGUGAUGGUGGAGGAACAGGUGGAGCUGCAGGACGGAGCGAUGAAAGAACGGGUGGAGCUGCAGGGUGCGGUGAUUGAGGGACGAGUGGAGCUGCAGGACGGAGUGAUGGUGGAGGAACGCGUGAUCAUGGAGGGACAGAUGGAGCUGCGAGAUGGAGUGAUGAUGGAGGGACAGGUGGUGCUGCAGGAUGGAGUGAUGGAGCAGCAAAUGAUUCUGCAGGACGGAGUGGUGAUGGAGGGACGAGUGGAGCUGCGGGACGUAGCGAUCGACCAACCGGUGGUUCUGCAGGAUGGAGUUAUGAUAGAGGAGCGAGUGGAGCUGCAGGACGGCGUGAUGGUGGAGGGACGGGUGGAGCUGCAGGACGGAGUGAUGAUAGCGGAGCGAGUGGAGCUGCAGGACGGAGUGAUGGUGGAGGGACGGGUGGAGCUGCAGGAUGGAGUGAUGAUAGCGGAGCGAGUGGAGCUGCAGGACGGAGUGAUGGUGGAGAACCAGGUGGAGACGGUGCUGAUAGAGGUGGAGGAAGACGGAGUGAAGGAACAGACGCAGAGCGUAAACGUAUAAAAGGGAAUGAAGACGAGUGGAUAUUUAUUUCUGUAAGGCAGUGUGUUCUCUCCUCACAGCUCUCCUCCUGCUGAACACCUUCCACACAGCAGGAACACCACACUCCUUUAUUUCACUUCAGUUUACUUUAUUGAUCUUUAGGAGGUUGAGGUGAGAGGUGUGGCUGUGAUCUCACCCUCACGUUCACCUCCAACCACAACAGUCCUGUCUGUAAGGAGGUUCCUGACCAGGAGUCUUUUCACAUCAGGGUUGUUCCCUUCAGAGUUCCCUCAAUUUGGGGAAAAAAAACUUUCCCAAAAAUUCUGCUCAAAAAAAGUCAAGAAAAGUCAAGGACAGAAGUCACGUGGGCGGAGCUUAGGUCUGUAUCGGUACACGUGCGCUCAGGAAGAGGCAGGAUAAACAAUGUGAUGGAAGUUUUAUUUAUUUUGCACUUCAUCUGGUCAGCUUUCAGAAAGUAGCAGGGGUUUGUUUAUUAUUAUUAUUAUUUUGUUUUCUUUUUUUUGUAAAGACUCGUUGGAUUUGUUUGUUUUUGAAGCUGAACUCUGACCCCUGACCUCUGGUCUGGUGUGUAAAGUGAGGACUCUGCCCAGAACACUCACUCUUCUUCAGCACAAAGCUUCUUAUUUUUGUACAGUGUGCGUGUGCGCGUGUGCGUGUGUGUGUGUGUGUGUGUGUGUGUGCGUGUGCGUGCGCG
Molecule: messenger RNA, 2799 nt
Organism: Hemibagrus wyckioides
Lineage: Eukaryota; Metazoa; Chordata; Actinopteri; Siluriformes; Bagridae
Gene: zbtb35
Product: zinc finger protein 131
Exons: 7
Coding region: 18-2105 (695 amino acids)
Biological process (GO): regulation of transcription by RNA polymerase II
Cellular component (GO): nucleus
Molecular function (GO): RNA polymerase II cis-regulatory region sequence-specific DNA binding; DNA-binding transcription factor activity, RNA polymerase II-specific; protein binding
Source: RefSeq, a predicted model, not a curated record